AUGCUUCGUUUGUGCCUGCAGCGCACGAGAGCCGCCCCUUGCCGGUCAGCCGUCGCCGCUGCCAUCUGCACGCCCUCGCGAUACAGAAGCGUGAAUGAAGGCGAGAGCAGCACUGGCAUCAACCACGGUGGGCGCCCCGCUGCGUCGUCGUCAUCGUCGUCGUCGCCCGAUGAAAUGCCGCUGCGACGUGGACAUGUCGAUAGGGGGAGCGCUACUAUCUACCCGAGGGUGCUUGUGGCGCUCAAGGAAAGACAGAAGGAGCAACAAAUUGAGGAGCAGGAGAAAGAUGGUGACACACUGUCCGCUACAAAUGGCAGUUCGGCUGCGGCGGUCGACGAAUUCCAUCCAGAGGGAGUUGCCGACGCCAAGCAGAACGCGGUGCAGGCGUUUCUGGAGGCGAAGAAGCGGGAGGUGCAACUGGCGCAGCUGGAGCGCAACCUCGACAUUCCUUACCCGACACACCCAGACGACAUGGUGCCGGAGUUCCGCCGAAUAAAGCGGCACCAGUCGCAGGUGGUUGUGGCAGCAGACCCGGACUAUCCUGUAUUUGAGCGGCGCGACCAGUUCGUGCAGCUGCCGCCGCCAGCAAUGCACCCGUGGGUGAAGAACACACCGGUGGGACCCUUCAUUCUGCACGGCGACGGCCAGCUUGGCGUGGCGGGGACUGGUGAGGUUGGCUUCGACAGCACACAUGCGACAGAGGCGCUGCCGCAGCACUUUCGGGGCCUGCGACACCGCUCAGUGCUGCAGCAGCGCCUGCCGCAGAAGAAUGGCAAGGUGCUACAUGAUGCUGUGGUGAAGAACAGCUUCGCCCUUACUGGCCGCGGCGUCUUUGCAACGAAGGACAUUGCGGCGGGGGAGACCAUCAUGAUUGUGCAGAGCACCGCGUGCAGUCUCGGUGUGCGGAGCGAGGUGGAGCGGCUGGUGGAUAUGUGCAGCGAUGUGCUGUUGGCCGUGUACGAGGGCGCCACCGAGGACCUGGAGUUCCUGCACGACUGGGUGCUCACUGGUCAGCCGUCGUCGCUGCUGGAGUACUGGCCGACAUCCGCCACGCAGCAGGUGCUGGAGCGCAUUGGAGGGGUCGACGUGUUGCACGCACUAGAGCUGCACGAGGUCCACAUUGCGCGUCUCGCUGCCAUUAUGGACAUGAAUAGUCUCCUGGUGGAGUCCUCCUACGCGGUGCGGAAGGGCAUGGCGUAUUUUCCAGAAGCAGGUUUCUUGAAUCACAGCUGCACACCCAACGCGACAUACGACGUGAUUCCAGAGCAUACCUUUCGUGACACGGACUACUACAUUGAUGAGGUAGGAGAAAUGGCGGCGGUGGCGGAAACAACAGAAGAACAAGGAAGUGUAGGAGAGAAACACACCACUGCAGGAGCCUCACCCCCUCCUACGAAGCAAUCGGGUAUCCGCCAUGUGAGCCACUUUGGCAGCAGUGGCAUCCGCUAUGCUGAUGGCACAAACGCUGCUGCCGAGGGUGUGGGGUAUCAUGAACUCACCACUGAGGGUCCUGGAAAGUACUUGUUCUGCUGCCGCGCCACCGCUACAAUCCCUGCGGGCACGGAGAUACUCAUCAGCUACGUGCCGCCAGAUUGGUCGUUUGACAAUCGUCAGUAUGUCUUGCAUGAUCGCUAUCGUUUCUGGUGCAAGUGCCCCAAGUGUGCCCCCACACUGGACUCAAAGUACGCCCGAGUGCCCCGUCUGAUUGUAUUUAUGCUACUGCUCAGCGUUUUUCUUCAGCUGCUCGUGGUGCACCAGCGUGAUAUGGAGCAGACGGCCGUGCGGAAUCGUGCCUCCGCCGCUGACGAGGAGGAGCAUGCGACAGAGGGUGGUGCGUCGGAUGCCGGUGCUGGCGUCACGAUGAAGCAGCGUCAGAAGAAACGCUCGCACGGUCUGUUUGAGAUACUGGAGGAAAGUCGGCUGCAGGAAUUGUACUCGCCCGACAGAGGGCCGCUGCCUGCGCCGGUUUACAGCGACCCGUGGGCGCAACCUCCGCGUUAG
Messenger RNA from Trypanosoma grayi, 2001 nucleotides. RefSeq lists its product as hypothetical. Lineage: Eukaryota; Euglenozoa; Kinetoplastea; Trypanosomatida; Trypanosomatidae. Gene Ontology annotation, cellular component: nucleus. The record is from RefSeq and is a predicted model, not a curated record. Gene Ontology annotation, molecular function: protein binding. The transcript has a single exon. Bases 1 to 2001 code for a protein of 666 amino acids.